AUGGCUCCUCCUUCCAUCACCAUCUCUUCGCCUGCAGACGUGACCACGCCUAUGCGUCUGCUCUUCAAAGACAUUAUAGAUGGCGUAAUGGACUCAACCUUCUCGCGCACUCAGGAGGGCCCAGUGCGACCCUUGAUGGACAGCCAGGGAAGGCUCCCCAACCUGGAAAAAGGUAUCUGGCUUCGAGUCUUCAAACCGAAGGAGGGCCCAGCCUGGAACUCGAGCCUCCCUAUCCCCGACCCCGGCCUCCCCAGCAAACUCACACCCUUUGAUCUCCGUGUCCAUGCUGGCACUUUGCUGGUCGACGCAGCUCCCCCCGGCACGGACCGCCGCCUUUUCCCUUGGACUGUCCGCAUGCUCGACCCUCCUGCCAGGGGAGCUCGCCGCUGUGGCUCGCCCGUCUUCCUCGAGCCGCGAUUCGAUCCCCAGAGCGAUGACAAGAUCGACUGGUUCUGGAGCGACAGGGACGGCAAAGCUGUCGACUCUCGAGUCACAUUGGUCCAUGGCCUCAACGAAGGGCAGACGAUCUAUAAAUUUCACCAUGGUGCCGUCUGCCACAGAGACUCAACCACGUUCGCGCAUGCUCUCAAGCACAACAUCCAGUUGGGCGCACACCUGAUCAGGUGCCGGCUGAAGGCCCUCGUAGCCCUGGGUUUCUCCCAGGAACUGAUGCCUCCCUUCCCUUCGGCAGGCAAUGGCGAAGACUUCAUCGACCCGCCGUACAUGGAACCAAACUUCUUUCGCGAGCUGGCAGCCGAUCGUGACCCCGAUGCCGAGGCACAGGCGGAGAAGAAUGCAACCCAGGUGAUGGAGCUAUAUGAGUAUUACCAUCGGAGAUGA
Messenger RNA from Clonostachys solani, 840 nucleotides. NCBI's taxonomy places the organism in Eukaryota, Fungi, Ascomycota, Sordariomycetes, Hypocreales, Bionectriaceae. The record is from the annotation of a GenBank genome assembly.